This is a messenger RNA of Corylus avellana, 1636 nucleotides long. Its product is annotated as tropinone reductase homolog At5g06060. Gene Ontology annotation, molecular function: oxidoreductase activity. NCBI's taxonomy places the organism in Eukaryota, Viridiplantae, Streptophyta, Magnoliopsida, Fagales, Betulaceae. The record is from RefSeq and is a predicted model, not a curated record.
UAUAUCAUCAUAUAUACAACCUGUUUGAAAAGCUACAAAAAUUAGUGAUACUCAUUAAGUGGUGAAAUGGCUCAGCUUGUAGGCAAUGGUGGCAAAGAUGGCAGGUGGUCACUUGAGGGAAAGACAGCCCUUGUUACCGGCGGAACCAGAGGAAUCGGGUAUGCUGUUGUGGAGGAAUUGUCAAGGUUUGGGGCGACUGUGUACACGUGCUCUCGAAAAGAAGCUGAUGUGAAUAAAUGCUUGCGGGAGUGGGAGGCAAAGGGCUUCCGAGUCAGUGGUUCAGUUUGUGACCUUUCUUCUCGUGCCCAAAGGGAAGAGCUUAUGAACACAAUUUCUCAUGAGUUUAAAGGCAAGCUGGAUAUCCUUAUAAACAAUGUGGGAACCAACGUUAAGAAACCAACCUUAGAGAUGACAGCCGAAGAUUUCUCAUUCGUCAUGAGUACCAACUUUGAAUCGGCUUACCACAUGAGCCAACUUGCACAUCCUCUUCUAAAAGCAUCAGGAGCAGGAAGCAUUGUUUUCCUUUCUUCUGUUUCUGGACUGCGGGCAAUAGGCUGUGGAUCUGUUUAUGAAGCCACUAAAGGAGCAAUGGACCAACUUACUAGAAGUUUGGCACGUGAGUGGGCAAAAGACAAUAUCAGGACCAAUUCUGUUGCACCUGGAGCGACAAGAACUAGUUUAAUUGACGAUCUUACAAGCAAUGAAUUGGAAGCUAUAUACUUACAGACUCCUCUUCGACGACUCGGGGAACCAAAUGAGAUGUCAGCUUUGGUAGCAUUUUUAUGCCUUCCUGGAGCUUCUUACAUAACCGGACAGACAAUCUAUGUUGAUGGAGGGAUGUGGUCCCUUGAGGGAACCACAGCUCUUGUCACUGGUGGAUCCAAAGGAAUUGGGUAUGCUAUUGUGGAGGAAUUGGCAGGGCUUGGGGCGACAGUGCACACGUGUUCUCGAAAUGAAGCUGAUAUUAAUAAGUGUGUGAGUGAGUGGAAGACGAAGGGCUUCAAAGUUACUGGUUCAGUCGCUGACCUUUCUUCUCGAGCCCAAAGAGAGGAGCUUAUCAACACAGUUUCUCAUGAAUUUAAUGGCAAACUGAAUAUCCUUAUAAAUAAUGUGGGAACCCAAAUUCCUAAAACAACCCUAGAGAUGACAGCGGAAGAUUUUUCAUUCCUCAUGACUACUAACUUUGACUCUGCUUACCACCUGAGCCAACUUGCACAUCCUCUUCUAAAAGCAUCGGGAGCAGGAAGUAUUGUACUUAUUUCUUCCAUUGGUGGAUUGUUGGCAAUAAGAGGUGCAUCCCUUUAUGGAGCAACUAAAGGAGCAAUAAACCAACUUACUAGAUGUUUGGCAUGUGAGUGGGCAAACGACAAUAUCAGAACUAAUUGCGUUGCACCAGGAGCGAUAAAAACUCCUUUAUUUGAGAAGGCAACCGAAACCAAAAGCUUGAAAGUUACAAAUGCACGGACACCUCUUGGACGACCUGGGGAGGCGGACGAGACAUCAUCCUUAGUAGCAUUUCUCUGCCUACCUUCAGCCUCUUUCAUAACUGGACAGAUAAUCUAUGUUGAUGGAGGAAUGUCUGCAUUUGGAUUUGAUCCUCUUGCCUAUAACUAGAACAAUGACAGAUGAUCAGAUA